Limanda limanda (common dab) is the source of this 882-nucleotide messenger RNA. It is a transcript of the gene tm2d1, whose product is annotated as TM2 domain containing 1. Bases 34 to 693 code for a protein of 219 amino acids. The record is from RefSeq and is a predicted model, not a curated record. NCBI's taxonomy places the organism in Eukaryota, Metazoa, Chordata, Actinopteri, Pleuronectiformes, Pleuronectidae. The transcript has 6 exons.
AACGCAGCACCGUGUCACGUGACAGCCUCAGCCAUGGCGUCCUCCAGGACGUCUGUGUUGUGCUCCUGGUUCUCCGGGUUCUCCGGGUUCUCCUGGUGCCCCUGGUUCUCCAGGUUCUCCAGGUUCUCCGGGUUCUCCUGGUUCUGGCCCCUGCUCGUCCUCUCGGUGUGUGUCCACUUCGAUCAGGCGCUGACCGAGGAGGCGCGGAGCUGCGAGGAGCUGCGGCUCGGACAGUAUUUGUGUAACGGACCAAAGAUCGAUGAAGCCACUCAGGAGCCGGAGAACUGCCUGGACGCCACGGCGUGGGUGGAGUGUCUCCCUGCUCCAAACAUCAGCUGCCGACUCUCCAAUGGGACGGAGGUCCGGUUCAGUGGGAAGGAAGUGGGCUUCAACAAGACCAUCUCCUGCAGGAAUGUGAGCGGUUAUUCCUACAAAGUGGCCGUGGCUCUGUCUCUGUUCCUGGGCUGGAUCGGAGCGGACCGCUUCUACCUGGGCUACCCAGCUCUAGGUCUCUUGAAGUUCUGUACCGUUGGUUUCUGUGGAAUUGGAACAUUGAUCGACUUCAUACUGAUCGCCAUGCAGAUUGUGGGUCCAGCAGACGGAUCCAGCUACAUUGUGGAUUAUUACGGCGCCCGGCUGACCCGCCUCUCCAUCAGCAACCAGACGUACAGGAAGCCUCACCUGUCACUGUAAACAAUCACAACUUCAUUCUGCUUGUUAAUAUUUAUAUUGUUUUGUUGUCUUUCUGUUUCAAGUUUAUAUUUUAUCGGAACUAUUCAGUGACUUUUGCUGUAACAUGUACUUUCACUGCUGUUCUGUUAUUUAAGUUAAUUUUUUCCAUGAAACUUGAUUUUGUAAAUAAAGUUUUUGUGUUGAUCUACA